AUGUUCAAACUCUUUAACCCAGUGGGUAUUUUAAGACCCAGUCUAGUCAAGACUAAUUUAUUAAGACCAAUCACUAAACCGUCAUCUCAAUUAUGGACUAUCCCCAAUAUUUUAACGUAUACAAGAAUAAUAACAACUCCAUUCAUUGGUUAUUAUGUCGUCAGUGGCCAGAGUAUAACUGCAUUACUGUUAUUUACAUACUCAUGUAUAACUGAUUUAGUUGAUGGAUAUAUUGCCCGAAGAUUUAAUAUGAAGUCAAUUGUUGGAUCAAUUAUUGAUCCUUUGGCAGAUAAAUUUCUCAUGACAACUUGUACAUUAGCCUUAGCAUAUAUCAAUUCCAUUCCAUUAUCAGUGGCAAGCAUAAUUAUUGGAAGAGAUGUGAUUUUAAGUUUCAUGUCAUUUUAUUUGAGAUAUAUGAGUCUUGAUAAACCACGUACCUUCUCCAAAUUUGUAAGCAUUGGUUCAAAUCCAACUAUCAGUGUACAUCCAAACUUACUCGGAAAGUUUAACACAAUGUUACAAAUGGUCUAUAUUGGAAGUUUAGUUUAUCGUCCUUUACUUGAAAGCUUGAUUAGUGAAAACUUAGAUUUAUUCUUUCAAGGAUUUGGUGGACUUGUUGGUGUGACAACUGUUAUCAGUGGGUUGACUUAUGUAUUGAAUCGAAAUUCAUGGAAAUAUGUAAAAUAG
Molecule: messenger RNA, 687 nt
Organism: Spathaspora passalidarum NRRL Y-27907
Lineage: Eukaryota; Fungi; Ascomycota; Pichiomycetes; Serinales; Debaryomycetaceae
Product: cardiolipin synthase
Exons: 2
Coding region: 1-687 (228 amino acids)
Biological process (GO): cardiolipin biosynthetic process
Cellular component (GO): membrane; mitochondrion
Molecular function (GO): CDP-diacylglycerol-glycerol-3-phosphate 3-phosphatidyltransferase activity; cardiolipin synthase activity
Source: RefSeq, a predicted model, not a curated record